AUGUGUCCAACUAAAAUUUUAGUCGCAUUAAAACAUGUAGUCGACAUCAAAUUAGUCUCAUCCGAGUCACUUAAAUUUCCCAGUGUACAAUUGCAGAGUCUUCGUCAGGAAUGGUUAACAAAUACAGAGAUCUCAGAACCAUUCAACGACUUAGAACUGGAAAAUGUCUCCUACUACUAUCCGGAUAUGCUGCCACAUCCUUUUGAAAAAAUCUACUUGCCAGACAUGACGACGAUACGUACAAGACGUACACGAGAGGAAAUAGCCAGUGCCGCUGACGAAAAGAACGAAUGUAAACAGUGCGGAAAGUCAUACAAGUGGUACGAAUGCGAUCCACUCGAAGGCAUCGACCCUCUGUUAUUACCAACAUCAGGAAAUAAAAAACGUAUUUCUUGCGAGAGAUGUGGCAAAACAUACAGUCAACAGUGUACUUUAUGGCGACACAAGAAGUACGAGUGCGGUAAGGAAGCUGGUUUCAGUUGCGAUCAAUGCAACUAUCGUACCAAACGUCGUGACAACUUGAAAUCUCACAUUAUUAAUCGGCAUACCAAAAAGUCAGACGGCAGCUGUCAAACUGAAGUUAACGUCGAUUAUUAUUCAUACACGCACAUGACGAAGAGAAAUGUGAUUGUAGGAUCAUCUCCACCUGUAUUUCAACCACAAACAGAUCCUCUAGGCAUAAUCAAAGCGAAAUGGCCUUGCGACCGGUGUGGCAAACAAUACAGCUCUUAUUCAAUUUUGUGGCGGCACCAAAAGUACGAGUGCGGCCAGGUGGCGAGAUUUUUCUGCGAUCACUGCAAUUAUCGCGCCAAACGAAAGGAACAUAUGAAUUAUCAUGUUAUGGCACGACAUAACAUAAAAAUUGAUAAACAACAAUUCGAUUUCUUGGUCCCAUUCUCACUGUUGGACAACACUAAUGUGAAAACAGCUACAUUACUGGAUAAUCACAUCGUAAAAACAGAUAGAUUGACAUGUGACAAUUGCAGUCGAACGUACAAGUCUCACCGAAGUUUGUGGCGUCACAAAAAAUACGAGUGCGGCCAAGAGGCAAAAUUUGUUUGCAAAUUGUGUGACUACAAGACCAAACGACAAGACUGUUUAAAAGUGCAUCUGAAGAAUCGACAUCGGGUGCCACUCAAACCUUCUCGAUGAG
Phymastichus coffea is the source of this 1153-nucleotide messenger RNA. Its product is annotated as zinc finger protein 93-like. Gene Ontology annotation, biological process: regulation of transcription by RNA polymerase II. The transcript has 7 exons. Gene Ontology annotation, cellular component: nucleus. Gene Ontology annotation, molecular function: DNA-binding transcription factor activity, RNA polymerase II-specific; RNA polymerase II transcription regulatory region sequence-specific DNA binding. Lineage: Eukaryota; Metazoa; Arthropoda; Insecta; Hymenoptera; Eulophidae. The record is from RefSeq and is a predicted model, not a curated record. Bases 1 to 1152 code for a protein of 383 amino acids.